AUUACAACUAAAUUCAAUCAUAAUAAGUGAAUUAUGUGUGAUAAAUAAACUAGAGAUGUAUUUGUUCAGAGAUUGAAUUUUAAAUACAUUAAUCAUUUUAUUUUAUUUUUCAAAAAUAUUAAAUCAAAGAACUAUUUUUUAUAUUCAAAUAUCAACUCAAAAUUCAAACUCCCAAAAAUUAACACAUAGAAACACUUUGGAUCACGUAUCCCUAUAUGACGACGGGUAUAAUAUUAUUUUCUUCCAUGAACGGUGAGUGUGGUAGGUGUCCCCAAAAGCCAAAGAUAUAAAUAAAUGCUCCCAAAGUAUCCUCUUCCAAAGCUCUCCUCUAUCUCUUCAAUGGCUCAGAAGGUGAUACUGAGAGUUUCGACCAUGAAAGAUGAGAAAACCAAGCAGAAAGCCAUGGAAGCAGCCGCUGAUAUCCUUGGUGUGGAUUCCAUUGCUGCAGAAGUGGAGAACCAGAAGCUGACAGUGGUUGGAGACAUGGACGUGGUUGCUUUGGUAAAGAAAGUAGUUAAGAAAAUGGGCAAGGUUUACACGCUCGCUGUAAGCCUAGCAGCAAAUUAGGAUCACACAGGAAAGAGAGCCUUGGAAUGGAUGGUAAGAAGCAGACACCCUCGAAGUUACAUGUGGAAUAAAUUGUUGUAUCUACUUCAACUUCAAUAUGUCCAUUAUUGCAUUUCGUUUUCAGGGAAUUCUUUUACUGGAAUAUAUACAUCAUAGGUCAUUUUCGAGGCGAUUAACAUAUUUAAAUAUUUUUGUGUACUAUAAAAUAUGGUGAUGACAUGCUGGCAUGCUACGAAAAGAUA
Molecule: messenger RNA, 809 nt
Organism: Andrographis paniculata
Lineage: Eukaryota; Viridiplantae; Streptophyta; Magnoliopsida; Lamiales; Acanthaceae
Product: heavy metal-associated isoprenylated plant protein 39-like
Exons: 3
Coding region: 295-567 (90 amino acids)
Molecular function (GO): metal ion binding
Source: RefSeq, a predicted model, not a curated record